AAAGACCACCACAGCACCAUUGGAACAUAUUUACUAAAUUGGAUUAGAACAUACGCAUUACAGUUAUAAAUGCACCUCUAUAAGCUUAGCAGCUGCUAUCUACUAUAUGUCAGCACAUGUAUCUGCUUGGCUGGAGGAUUUUGCAAACCUUGCAUUCAUAAAUAUACUGAAAAGGCAGAGGUUCAGCGAAGGACACAAAGCUGACCCUGGAGCAGGGGCGGACUGGCCAUUUGGAAACUCGUUCACUGCCCGAGGGCCCAAGGUCAGUAGGGGGCCCCAUGAGAUGCCCCUGGUACCUUUUUCAUAGGCUUUUUUGAGUUUGGGCAAGGACACAGGGGCCCCAUGAUCCCCUAUUGCCCGGGG
Molecule: messenger RNA, 363 nt
Organism: Staurois parvus
Lineage: Eukaryota; Metazoa; Chordata; Amphibia; Anura; Ranidae
Source: the annotation of a GenBank genome assembly